This is a messenger RNA of Micropterus salmoides (largemouth bass), 5848 nucleotides long. It is a transcript of the gene gdpd4a, whose product is annotated as glycerophosphodiester phosphodiesterase domain containing 4a. NCBI's taxonomy places the organism in Eukaryota, Metazoa, Chordata, Actinopteri, Centrarchiformes, Centrarchidae. Gene Ontology annotation, cellular component: membrane. The record is from RefSeq and is a predicted model, not a curated record. Gene Ontology annotation, molecular function: glycerophosphodiester phosphodiesterase activity. Gene Ontology annotation, biological process: lipid metabolic process.
UGCCGGGCUGUGGGUGAGUUUUUGCCCGUGACCAGACUGAAGCUGGGGAAGCUAAAGGUGGUGCGGCGGCAGCUGCUGCAAAGGUAUGAACACCAGCCGUUUGUCUCCUGUCUGGCUGGCCUCUAUGGCUGCCAAUGGAGACGAUAUCAAAGAGCCCGGGCGCAGCCAGGAGAGUGCUGCUGCAGCAAGGUGGAGUGUGGCAGCUUUGGCCUCCUGAUCCUCACCUUCUUCCUGAGUUUUUUAUUCCUUUAUUUCUGGAGUGAAGCUCAGAAUGACUACAUAGACUUUGACUGGUUUAACUUUGGGACUUUGGGUUUCUGGUUUCCCUGGUCUUUGGUCCUUUUGGUCAUUGCUGCUACUCUCUUCACAUACACCUCCCUACUACUGGUGCUGGCAGUGUGUCUGCUUUCUGAGGGUCAGAGGCUGUACCUUCACUGGAGCCACAAGACUGGCAUCCUGGUGUCAUUGGUGUUCUCCGUCACUGCCACCGCCAUCCUGUCUGACCUCUGGAGAAAAGAAUGGAAGACUCUUCUUCUCUCCCUGCAGGUGACAGCACCUUUCCUCCAUGUGGCUGCAGUCUCACUAAUGGCAAUUCUCUCCUGGCCAAUAGCGUUGCACUUCUUCCGCAUGAACAAGAAAGUGCGUCAGGUGGCCGUCCUGGGUCUCUACCUGUCCAUGCUGUUCUCUCUCUACCUGGUCCCUCUGGGAAUGUACUCGCCCUGCAUUAAAGAGGCAGGAACGCUGGGACCCGCCCCAACACUCAUCGGACACAGAGGAGCUCCAAUGCUUGCUCCAGAGAAUACUGUGAUGUCGUUUGAGAAGGCAGUGGAAGCUGGAGGCGAAGGAUUGGAGACUGAUGUCACCAUCAGUUAUGAUGGUGUUCCCUUCCUGAUGCAUGACUCCACUCUGAGGAGAACCACUAACGUCGCUGAUGUUUUCCCAAAUCGAACACACCUCGAUGCCUCCAUGUUCACCUGGGCUGAGCUACAGCAACUGAAUGCUGGUGACUGGUUCUUAUCGAGGGAUCCAUUUGGUACUGUGUCGUCCAUGUCUGAGGCGGACUUCUCCCAGGUCCAGAACCAGUCUGUUCCCUCACUGGCCCAGUUCCUGGAGGUAGCGGCCCGUAGCAACAGACUAGUGCUGUUUGACCUGCGUAGGCCACCGCACGGACAUCCCUACAGUCAGUCAUACAUCAACACCACCCUGCAGGUGGUGCAGGCCCACAUCAACUCCUCACAGGUGCUGUGGCUGCCAUCUGAGGACAGGGAGCUGGUCCAGACUGUGGAUCCAGAGCUGCAGCAGACCUCUGGAGAAAAGGCAUCUAUCCAGGAACUAAGAGACGGGCACAUCACCAGACUCAACCUGCACUACAGCACAAUGUCACAACAACAGAUCAGUAAGUACCAGUCAGUGAACAUCAGCACCAACCUGUAUGUGAUCAGCCAGCCGUGGCUCUACACUCUGGCCUGGUGUGCCGGAGCUCAGUCCGUAACCACCAACUCCAUCCACAUCCUGUCCAACAAAAAGCCGCUUUACCUCAUGACUCCAGAGGAAUAUAGUUUAAUGUGGAUUCUGACUGAUGCCGUGUCUGCCUGCCUCAUCAUUGCAGUUUUCUUAUUCCAUUGGUGGAGAGAGAGAGGCCUGCCCUUCUGGUCUGGCAGCCGUCAGACUCACGAGAACGGACCUUACAGCAAGUUCAGGACGGAGCUGAGUGACGUGUGGUCCAUCUCCAGCGUCAAUGUCCGGCCUGACCUACGGAGCACGCCCAGUUCACCCAGUGCCCCUCACCUGCCCACCAUCACCGAGGAGUGACUGAGGGAGAGAAAGAGAAAGAGAGAGAGAGGCCAGAUAGGGAGGUACAGGUGAUGAGAGAUGGUAAAAAAAAAAAAAGGAUUUGUUUAGUGAGAGAGAGAGAGCUUUGUCAUGGCAUCGGAAAAGUUUUUGUUGAUGGCUUUCAAAUUUCAACAAUAAAUUAAAUUAGAAUUACAGACAUUUUAAAGCUAUUAUUUAUAACAUAGUUUAACAUUAAAAAAACUAGAUGUGUCAUCACAUUUCAGUUAAAACGUUGCUUAAUUUGUGACAUUGCCUUUUUUUCAACUAAGCCCUGGCGACCUAGUGAGAGGAGUGCAGAAAUCAUUCCAGUGAAAUAACCAAACAAAACGUAUUUGUCUUGGACAGAAAAUUGGAUCUCGUCACUCAUAGUAAGAAACUGAUUGAGAAAAUGUGUUUUCAGGGCCUUUUAAAUUAAAGAGAAAAGAUAAUGGAGAGAGACAGCAAACUCUCUUGUCUUUCUCCGCUUCCUCUCUCAGUCUGCGGGCCGACUGCCUGCAGGAACUGAACUGCUGAACCAAACCUCAUUCACUGACCUGCCAUCCGGGACGGAGCAGAGAGACUCUGGACUCGAGCCUGGAAGCACCAGUGUUUUUUUUUUUUUCUCCAUACUCUCUCAUAGAUGCCAUUCAGAUGCCUGGGCGGUGAGGACACUCAAACACUAGCCCAGAGGCUGACAUGCUUGAUGAACAUUUUCAUCUUUGGUCAUUCAACAUCACCAGCUGAUAUCGACUAGAUGUUAAAGAAACAAAACCUCGCACAAGAAAGAAGAAUCAAUAUAUGCUGCUGUAGUAGUACAUGAGUCUCUUUCACUCAUCCGCCUCGUGUUUCUAGUAAAAACCAAAUGUUUGUCAAAGGAAAAGCGGCAGCGUGGAGGUGAAGCUCAGAGUGAGUGAAAGCUGAUGGUGAUGAAAAUUGUAACUUCGGAGCAGGAGACAUGUGGACGAUGAUAAAAUGGAGAAUCUUCUGUAGGAGCUAUACUUUUAUUUUUAUUUUUUCAGCUGUACAAUUAUCAGGUGCAUUUGACCAAACCUUAAACCAUGUCUUGACCAUGUGAGUUGUUGGAGGCAGUGUAUGAACUGUACACUGUUGGGCUGACAGAAUGAAUGUAAACCUGAAGCUUGAGAAGAUAUUGUUAGUUACUGUUUUUGUUUUGUACUAAAGUGAAUGUAUUACCAAGCGGGGCCGUGUUUCUCAAAAGCAUACGAGGAAUGUUUUGGCUGGGAGUAAUUUCAGUUUGGGUACGGAUGCUAAAUGUAGUAUCAGCUGCUCCAAAUAAAGAUAAAGAUGCUUUUGAGAAACCGGAUCCUGUGCUCUUUUUGCAAGGCAGUGAGUACAGCAUCUGCUUUUUCCUCAAAUAUACAAAUAUACGCACACAGUACCGUAUGACUAUAUAAUCUGUGGGUUACACUUUAUUUGGAAAGUCUGCUACAGAUGGUUAGUUGAGAUUCAACUGAUUCACAUAUUAAGCUGUUUUUUAGGUUUGGUUUAGGUACACAAAACAUUUUGAUUAGGGGAUGAUCAUGAAUUACCCCAAAUAUACUUUAUUGAUAAUCUGUUAAACAUCUAAAGGUAAAAGAAAAAACAUUUGAAAACUAUCUGUUGGUGGGCUAUCCAAAUAUAAAGUGUCAUCUUUGUUGUGUUGUCCUAACUCAAACUCUUAAAUCCAGAGUGUCUUGUCUCAACUUUUUAGGUGUGAAAUCCGUGAAGUUAGGGGCUUUGAUUUUCUGAGGGGUUUUCCCAGUUUUCUGCACAGUUUUGGAGGUGAAUCAGGAAGUGCUGCAGUAAGUGCCAUUUAAAAAAAAUAAAAUAAAAUUAUUGUUAGGAUCAAUCACUCUAAGCAAAGUAAAUGUGCAGGAAUUUAUUUAAAACAAUCUUAACAAUAGUUUGGAUGCACAUCCUCGCAGGUAUCAUUUGCAAUGAAUCAGUGCAACACAGUUUACAGUGUGUUGCUCAUUACAUUUAACCUGCAGUCAGAAUCCAUGAUUUUAUCCAACUAGUGUUGAAGCUCCCAUUCUCAGUCAUUCUUAGCUUUUUAUUAAUAUUGGACUUUGAAAUUUUGGAUUCUGUUGGAUUUGAGGUUACUCUGUCUUUGUCUUUGUGUGUCCUGCACCGUUGAACUUACACAGGCCUGGUUAUGGUCUGUCUGGCCAAGGUGAUGCUGAAACUUGUCUUAAGACAGAUGUUUGGCUGCAAUCAGAAGUUUCCAGUCUUAAAAAAAACUUCAAGGCAACACAAGACGAACGAAUGAGAAGAAUGAAGAAUGAGUUUGUGUAAGUCCUGAAGUCAGAAAUGACUGAAUGAAACGAGGCUAAAAUUAUGUAGAUCUAAAGUUUAGACAUUACAGUGCAGUCACAUCACCGUCUAAGACCAAGCAACUUAAUGUACUGUAUUGUAUUGUGAUAUGAAUAAGUGGUUAGCACUUAGUUUAAUUGUAUUUGUGUUCCUGUUGAGAAUAUAGUAGCUGAUCUGUUGGGUAGGCUAAGCAUUUUAGCUGCAGUUAUCAAUCACUGCACAGCCAUAUUUAUUAUAUUGAAUUUGAUGUUUCCCACCAUAAGACCGUUCAUUUUAAGCGAGCGAGUCUGGUGACAAUGCGGCAUUGCAUUGUAUUUGCUUUAGAGAUGCAUUGCAUUUUGAGCCUUGCAUGUAAGGGAUUUAUUCGCCUUUUGUUUUAUAGAUGCUUUCUUAAAGUGAAAUUUGCCCCAAUGUUGUAUCAUACUCAGAGCUCAUGUAGACUGUGUCUUUAGGCAGAUAUUCAAGUGGUUUCCAGUUUAAAACAAUAUCCUAACAUCCAUAGAAGCAUCUGUUGUUCACGAAAGGGCAGCUCUCCAGAGGUCACAAACACAGCAAGCUGUGAUGAAAACAGAAUGAUUGUAGAUAAAAUCAGGCAACACAUGAGGUGAUUCUGUUGCAGUUUUUGACCUUUGCAGUGUUGCCUUUUUUCCUCACUUCAAUUUUGGGAAAUACAGACAUUGCUGUUUUUUGAAAGGCAGUUCAGAAGUUCAGAGCUGGAGUUGUGUGUCUGGCAUGAGGUUUAACCUCAAGCUGUUUUAAAAAAAUAAAUAAAUUAAAUCUCUAUAUUUAAGGCAAAUAUCCAGUUAAGUUAUGGCUGCAUUAAACUGUUCACAUGCAGGCGACUCGUGCAUGCUGCUCUGCACGUUAUUUCAGUAAAGAAAACGCAAGGAAACUUUAAAUUAGUGCGACCAAACCAUAAAGAAGGACAAUCAGUGAAUCAGAGGAAAGAGAUGUCAAUUACACCAGAGACACAUUGUCAGGCUGUUUGUAUAUAAACUCUGGAGGCAAACCGCUUCUCAUCAUUUAAUGACAGCCACCUUCAUUCCAGACUGGUGAACAAAAUUACUUGAAAGGCUUUUCUUGGUUGCAGGGCUGUUCAUUCAUCAUCAGUAUAUAAUAUACCUGCUUUGCUGUCUUGAUGCCUGCAAGAGUCCGGUGUAGAUCAAAAUGUGUUUUUUACAGGGUAUGUUUGAGGUAAAUUCCCAUGUUAUGGAAUUAUUAUCAUAAUUCACUUCACUGAAGUUCUCCAUAAUCAAAGAUGUGUGUUAGAUUUGGCUCCAUCAGUGGUGUGAUUCAAAAUUCAUGGCCUUUCCCUGCCUGGAAGCUGUGGUCCUGUUCAACGCCUGGAAGUGUGGACAUAAAACAUUGGAUCUCUGAAAGUCAGAUCUGAAUUAGGAACACACACAGAAAUGUUGAGUGGAAGCAAAGUGUCAACAUCUCUUAAAGUGUAUAAAUGCUCAACAUUGUCUUUGACUAAUAGCUGCAGUACUUGCUGAGAAACGUAACCUAAGAUAUGGAAUAAUAUUAUAAUGUGGGUGUAAUAGUCCAUUCUUUCAAAUGGUUAAGUCUCUGUAGCAUUUUACAUCUUGUGCUGUACUGAACAGCUAUUUUUAUUUUAUUUUAUUUUAUAGAAGCAUUCUCAACUUUUGGUUUCUUUUUUUUUUACUGUAACUUCUCUGAUUGUAAAUGCUACUGUCAUCUGGUAUUAAAACAUUAGACAAAA